GAGCCGAGGCUGCCGGACGCGCCCCACCCGGCACCAGGCGGAGCCAGAGAUGCUGGCUACGGCCGAGCGGCCCCGCCCGGGCCCCCGGCCGCCUCCGGGCUCGCCCUUCCCGCCGCCGCCGGUGCUGCUGCUGCUGGCGAUGCUGGGCGCCCCGGUGUGCGGCCGCGUCCCCCGCUCUGUGCCCAGAACCUCACUGCCCAUCUCCGAGACUGACUCCUAUCUCACCCGGUUUGCUGCCCCACACACGUACAACUACUCUACUCUGCUUGUGGAUCCUGCUUCUCACACACUUUACGUCGGUGCUCGGGACAGCAUCUUCGCUCUGACCCUGCCCUUCACGGGAGAAAGACCCCGCAGGAUCGAUUGGACGGUGCCCGAGACUCACAGACAGAACUGUAGGAAGAAAGGCAAGAAAGAGGACGAAUGUCACAAUUUUAUCCAGAUUCUCGCCAUUGCCAAUGCUUCUCACCUCCUCACUUGUGGCACCUUCGCUUUUGAUCCGAAGUGCGGGGUUAUUGAUGUGUCCAGUUUCCAGCAGGUUGAAAAACUUGAGAGUGGCCGGGGGAAAUGUCCUUUUGAGCCAGCUCAACGGUCAGCAGCUGUAAUGGCUGGGGGCGUCCUUUACACUGCCACUGUGAAAAACUUCCUGGGGACGGAGCCGAUUAUCUCCCGAGCUGUGGGUCGUGCUGAGGACUGGAUUCGAACAGAGACCUUGUCAUCCUGGCUUAAUGCCCCGGCCUUUGUCGCUGCCAUGGUCCUGAGCCCGGCUGAGUUGGGGGAUGAGGAAGGAGACGAUGAAGUCUUCUUCUUCUUCACGGAGACCUCCCGGGUGUUGGACUCCUAUGAGCGCAUCAAGGUCCCUCGAGUGGCCCGCGUGUGCGCGGGGGACCUUGGGGGCCGGAAGACCCUUCAGCAGAGAUGGACAACGUUUCUGAAGGCUGACCUGCUGUGUCCAGGGCCUGAGCAUGGCCGGGCCUCCGGGGUCCUGCAGGAUAUGACGGAGCUUCGACCUCAACCUGAAGCGGGGACCCCCAUCUUUUAUGGCAUCUUUUCCUCCCAGUGGGAAGGAGCUGCCAUCUCUGCUGUGUGUGCCUUCCGACCCCAAGACAUCCGAGCAGUGAUGAACGGUCCCUUUAGAGAGCUAAAACACGACUGCAACAGGGGGCUACCUGUCAUGGACAACGAGGUGCCCCAGCCCAGACCUGGAGAGUGUAUCACCAACAACAUGAAGCUCCAGCAGGUUGGGUCCUCCCUCUCCCUGCCGGACCGUGUGCUCACCUUCAUCAGAGACCACCCUCUCAUGGACAGGCCAGUGUUUCCCGUGGAUGGCCGCCCCCUGCUGGUCACUACGGAUACAGCCUAUCUCAGAGUUGUGGCUCACAGGGUGACCAGCCUCUCAGGGAAAGAAUAUGACGUGCUGUACCUUGGGACAGAGGAUGGCCACCUCCACCGGGCUGUGCGCAUUGGAGCUCAGCUCAGCGUCUUGGAGGAUCUGGCCUUGUUCCCAGAACCACAGCCAGUUGAGAGCAUGAAGAUGUACCGUGGUUGGCUCCUAGUGGGCUCCCACACUGAGGUGACCCAAGUGAGUACCAUCGACUGUGGCCGUCUCCAGAGCUGCUCGGAGUGUAUCCUGGCCCAGGAUCCUGUGUGUGCCUGGAGCUUCCGGCUUGAUGCUUGUGUGGCCCAUACAGGGGAGCACCGUGGGAUGGUCCAAGACAUAGAGUCAGCGGAUGUCUCUUCUUUGUGUCCGAAAGAACCUGGAGAACAGCCGGUAGUGUUUGAAGUUCCGGUGGCUGCUGCGGGCCAUGUGGUCCUGCCGUGUGCCCCCAGUUCCGCCUGGGCAUCCUGUGUGUGGCACCAGCCCAGCGGAGUGACUGCACUCGCCCCCCGGAGGGAUGGGCUAGAGGUGGUGGUGACCCCAGGGGCCAUGGGUGCUUAUGCUUGUGAGUGUCAGGAGGGCGGAGCAGCUCGUGUGGUGGCUGCUUACAGCUUGGUGUGGGGCAGCCAGCGGGGCCCCUCCAACCGGGCGCACACAGUGGUGGGGGCUGGACUAGUUGGCUUUUUCCUUGGGGUUCUUGCAGCAUCCCUCACUCUCCUCCUGAUUGGUCGCCGUCAGCAGCGUCGGCGACAGAGGGAACUUCUGGCUAGAGACAAGGUGGGCUUGGACCUGGGAGCUCCACCUUCUGGGACCACAAGCUAUAGCCAAGACCCUCCCUCUCCUUCUCCUGAAGAUGAGCGGCUGCCCCUGGCCCUGGGCAAGAGGGGCAGUGGUUUUGGUGGCUUCCCUCCACCCUUCCUGCUUGACUCUUGCCCGAGCCCCGCCCACAUCCGGCUCACUGGAGCUCCUCUAGCCACGUGUGAUGAGACAUCCAUUUAGAGCCAGGAAAAUGAGCGGAUCACUGGAGCUAGCAGCUACUGAGACCAGGGUCACUGGACCUGGGAGAUGAUCAUGACUGCUCAGUUCUCGUGGUUUCUGUGUGGUCACCUGGACCGCAGUGUCUGUUUUCUGAGUGUGGAUGGGCUGAGGGCCAGGCCUUUGUGGGAUUCUCAUGAGAGAU
Molecule: messenger RNA, 2558 nt
Organism: Acomys russatus (golden spiny mouse)
Lineage: Eukaryota; Metazoa; Chordata; Mammalia; Rodentia; Muridae
Gene: Sema4f
Product: ssemaphorin 4F
Biological process (GO): axon guidance; positive regulation of cell migration; semaphorin-plexin signaling pathway
Molecular function (GO): semaphorin receptor binding; chemorepellent activity
Source: RefSeq, a predicted model, not a curated record